This is a messenger RNA of Hibiscus syriacus, 460 nucleotides long. Its product is annotated as zinc finger protein 2-like. The record is from RefSeq and is a predicted model, not a curated record. Gene Ontology annotation, biological process: negative regulation of abscisic acid-activated signaling pathway. The transcript has a single exon. Bases 1 to 423 code for a protein of 140 amino acids. Lineage: Eukaryota; Viridiplantae; Streptophyta; Magnoliopsida; Malvales; Malvaceae.
AUGGAUUAUCACCUCAACACCUCUGUUCGUCUAAGCCUACCCAACAAUGAACUAAACCUAGAGCUCCUCCUCGAACCAUUAUCGUCAUCGUCGUCGCCCCGCAGCCCUGCGGAAUCUCGAAUUUUCUCUUGUAAUUAUUGCAAAAGGAAGUUCUAUAGCUCACAAGCACUUGGAGGGCACCAAAAUGCACACAAACUAGAACGGACUCUUGCCAAGAAAAGCAGGGAGCUAAGCUCGGUUGUUAGGGAUCAAGGUCAACGUCUGCAGUCACCGACGGCUCCGUUCGAACAACAAAAUCGAGCCGGUGGGUUUGCUGGAGAAAUGAGAUAUGGAGGAAGAGAUGUUAACUACGUUUCCAUUGAAUAUGGAACUGAGAACGUUGAAGAUGAGUUUAGUCAGGUUGAUUUGUCUUUAAGGCUGUGAAAUUGCAGUUUCAGUCCUAUAAGUUUGAGAAAUUUCU